AUGGAGUUUCCAUUUGAUGUUGCUGGUUUGCUCGGUGCUCCAGCUGGGCGCGAGGGGCCGCUUGUUGGGCUCGUAGAUGAAAGCCAUCUCCGAGCUGAUAGCGGGAUGUUGUCCACUGUUUUAGAGGAAAUGGGGAAACGCUCAGCAGCCGCACAGGGCUUGCGAAAGCCGGUCACGUCUGGUGCCUUCCUGGGAGAUCAGCGUGUGUACCUUCUCGCCCAAGGGAAAACAGCUCUUGGAGUGUUGAAGGUUGGCCGGAAGCGGCUUUUUGUUGAGGCUCCCUUCAGAAGUUGCGAGCUGGCAGAUGUGCGGAAUAGCUUCCAGGAGAUUGAGCCAUUGUGCACCUUGGACUUCUACGUGCACGAAAAGUGCCAGCGUUCCGGCUUUGGUCACCAGCUCUUUAGUGCGAUGCUCCAACUUGAAGAGAUCGCUCCCGAGCAGAUGGGCUACGACCGACCGUCCCCGAAGCUGCUGGCCUUCCUGCAGAAGCACCAUGGGCUCUGCAAGCACAAGCCUCAAAACAACAACUUCGUGGUCUUCGAUGCCUUUUGGGACGACGUCUUCAAGUCGGAUAUUCGAGGACGUUCUGGGUACACACCGGCAACGUGCAGGCAGAGCGCAAGCCACAGGCAGCCCUCGGCGGGAAGAGGCGUCACAAGUGAACGAAAGAACGUCCUUUCCUCCGGGCCAGCCAUGGACCAUCAGCGGCAUCGCCGAACGGCUGCACCGAUCUUCUAG
This is a messenger RNA of Symbiodinium sp. CCMP2456, 738 nucleotides long. NCBI's taxonomy places the organism in Eukaryota, Dinophyceae, Suessiales, Symbiodiniaceae. The record is from the annotation of a GenBank genome assembly.